AUGUCCAGGGGCAGCCGCAAGACCCCAGGGGAUGGACGGGUCUCCCACCUACGCACCUACGCUAUAGAGGACCCCUGCAGUAGAGGAUCUGCUCUCUCUCCACUAUUCCCCCCUGUGCUGGUUGGUGUUGGUGACAGCAUCCGACCUGCUAAGCCCGGGCUGGUCGGACAGUCAGGGCGCUGCGCUGCUGCUCAGGCCGCUGAAGAUGUCUUGAAAGGUUCAAACGGGCAGGGUCUGUGUUGUUCUAUUGGGCAGCAAAGGUCAGGACGGGAUCGAUUCAAUCUUGUGCAGAGUCAAAGCGCACUUCAUUUCACCUCCAACGAUCGAAAAGACCAACAGAAGAAGCUGAAUGGAAGCAAGCUAGCUUCUGCAAAGCUACGAUACUUUGGUCUUGGCAUGUCAUUUCUAGUUCCAGAAUGA
This is a messenger RNA of Fusarium graminearum PH-1, 420 nucleotides long. RefSeq lists its product as uncharacterized. The record is from RefSeq and is a predicted model, not a curated record. Lineage: Eukaryota; Fungi; Ascomycota; Sordariomycetes; Hypocreales; Nectriaceae. The transcript is spliced from 3 exons. Bases 1 to 420 code for a protein of 139 amino acids.